Molecule: messenger RNA, 771 nt
Organism: Pyricularia oryzae 70-15
Lineage: Eukaryota; Fungi; Ascomycota; Sordariomycetes; Magnaporthales; Pyriculariaceae
Exons: 3
Coding region: 1-771 (256 amino acids)
Source: RefSeq, a predicted model, not a curated record
AUGGAAAACCAUUCACAACAGCCCAUCGCAGGGCAGCAGCCACACCAAUCCGAGGAUGAGCGACUUUUCUCCGAAUUUGACAGCUACCCAUGGCAAGAAGACUCGGUGUUCCUGACUGGCUUAAUCGCUCUCCUCGGCGGCGUUGACAAGCUCCGCCCAGACCCGUCCCAUACCGACCUGGCUGUCCAUGCUCGCAUUUUCUACUACCAGCAAGCACGCAACGCACGGGUAGACUUUUCGGCCUACAAGCAAUGGGCUGCAGCAUCGACAGCCAGAAAUAGCACAGACACUGAGGUGCUUCCUGCUCUAUACUGGGCACGCGAACAAAUUUCAGCACUUGAUGGCAUACCACCAGCCAACGCGGUAGACGCGGUCGCGGCGGUCGCGCAACAGUAUGUGCCGCCUCCCCCAGACCCCGCUUGGCAGCAGGCGGCGCCGGCCCAACCAUUGCGCGUUUCCCACGCAUCUGUUGGUGGGGAUGGAGGCACUGGAGCCGCCCCUUACCCAGCCCACUUUGCCGAACUCAUCGCCGCGGUCCAGAACAACCAGCCGGUGCCUGGAGUGCGCGAGAUUCCGGAUACAGUUAUUCGAGAUUCCAACGUCAAGCCCGUUGGCAAAAUGACUGCACCAAAGAAGCCAUGGGAACUUGGAAGGACUUCAUCUACAGAAGCCCAAGGUGGUCAAGCUUUGCAGCACGACGCCACAGUCGAUCAGGACUUUCCUCCUAUUGAUGGACAGGCCCAGACACAAACUAGUGGCGGCCAGCCGUGA